Molecule: messenger RNA, 432 nt
Organism: Quercus robur (English oak)
Lineage: Eukaryota; Viridiplantae; Streptophyta; Magnoliopsida; Fagales; Fagaceae
Product: S-protein homolog 5-like
Exons: 1
Coding region: 1-432 (143 amino acids)
Source: RefSeq, a predicted model, not a curated record
AUGAAGAUUUCCAUCAGUCUUAUGCUUCCUUUCUCCUUCGCAAUUGCAUUGUUAGUUGUUUACAUGCUAAUAUUACAACCUGACCAGUUACAUGGCAGGGAAUAUGACGUUCGUGUGGUCAAUGGCUUCACAAACAACGACUCGCUUCCUUUGGUGAUUUGGUGUGCAUCCAAAGACAGUGAUCUCGGAGGACGUGCACUCCAAGAGCACGACGACUUCAGCUGGAGACUCAGGACCAACUUAUGGGGCACCACUCAUUUCUUAUGCACCAUGAAAUGGGACCAAAAGAGGAAGAGUUUUGAUGCGUUUAAGGGUCCCAGGGAUAUUUAUCGCUGUGGUCCUCUUAGGAAGUGCUCUUGGUUGGUGAGAGAGGAUGGGUUUUAUUUCAGCAAUGAUGAAGUGAAUUGGAAAAGAGAAUUUUCAUGGUAUUAG